CAAAAAUGGCCGAAGUGAGAACGUGUGUUUAUUCAUUGGUGUUACUUGUGCUGCUUCAAAGGACUUUAGCAUCGCCAACAUUCGGAAGUUCUCUUCUCUGUACGUUCUUUUGUGAUGAUGGCGAUGAUGAUUCUAGAGGGAUAGGUGAUUUAUUUAGUGCCCUGCUGUAUGAUGAUGAUGACAGUUCUGAAGAAACAACCAAACCGCAGGCGUCGAACCCGAGUACCCCGGCAGGCGGUGACGGCAAACCACACGAAAUUAACUUAUCUAUUCCCCCUGAAAAUGGACUAAACUUGACGCUACAAAACUUGGGUAACUCCUGGUGGAUGAACCUCAUCCCUUGGGCCACAGGGGGCGGCAGUGCGACCACCGCAGCCCCUACUACCACAGCGGCUCCCACUACUGUCGCCGGCAAUGGCACAGCUGGUAACGCUACGAAGGCUUAGGAA
This is a messenger RNA of Amyelois transitella, 449 nucleotides long. RefSeq lists its product as uncharacterized. Bases 6 to 446 code for a protein of 146 amino acids. The record is from RefSeq and is a predicted model, not a curated record. The transcript is spliced from 3 exons. NCBI's taxonomy places the organism in Eukaryota, Metazoa, Arthropoda, Insecta, Lepidoptera, Pyralidae.